GUGAUACAUUCAUUCUGGAACGGAGUAACGUGUUGCUGGUUGUAAGCAGGUUGUAAGUUGUAUUGUUUAUUAUAUUAUGUGCGUGAUUAAAAACGCAUUUAACAAUGGAACGUAAGAGCAACAGCUGUUUUAUCACUGCACCUGGAUUCUGUCCGGAUUGCGGAUCAAUUCUGCCAUUAUUGGACGGAAAGAAAACAGUGGUUACAUGUUACGCAUGUAAAAGGAAAUGGAAUCCAGAAAUCUUUGGGGAUAUGGAAAUGACAUGUACGAUUCACUUUAAUUCUAAAGACACUUAUGUAUCCGCCAAAGAAGCCAAUGAUAGUGAAGAUGAGGCAGAUGGACCAAUUGUAGAACGACCAUGUCCUCAGUGUCAAAACAAUAAAAUGUCGUAUGCCACAUUACAAUUGAGAUCUGCUGAUGAAGGACAAACUGUAUUUUACACAUGUACCAAAUGCAAAUACAAAGAAACUGAAAAUUCUUAAGAGAGCCCAAUCCGUAACGGGGGCGACAGACAUGCCGCACUUGAAGACACCCUUUAAAUCCAUGGCGAGUGUCAUGCCGGUCGCGUAUCCACCAUAACUCCAACCCCAUAUUGCCGUUCUUGCACGGUCGAUGAAGGAAAACUCGUUCUGCAGGUAUCUGCAAGAAAAAGAAAAAACUUGUAUUUUAUAAGUGCUACUUUUUUUUACAAGUGGCAUAAAAUCUUGUUGAAAGUACCAUGUUGAAGAGAGUAAAGAUAUAUGAUGGCUUAUAUUAUUAUAAAUGAAUAUUACAAAAAAAAUGUUAAUGGGAAUCUAGUGAUUUCAUUUCGUAUCGCGAAUUACUUUUCUAGAAGAAAAAUGGUAGUAGAAAGAAGAGAAGAGAGAGAAUAUUUGCGGGAAAAUAUUUUUCUACUUAUA
Molecule: messenger RNA, 899 nt
Organism: Nylanderia fulva
Lineage: Eukaryota; Metazoa; Arthropoda; Insecta; Hymenoptera; Formicidae
Gene: RpI12
Product: RNA polymerase I subunit RpI12
Biological process (GO): DNA-templated transcription; termination of RNA polymerase I transcription
Cellular component (GO): RNA polymerase I complex
Molecular function (GO): zinc ion binding; nucleic acid binding
Source: RefSeq, a predicted model, not a curated record